GACAAAGAAAAUUUGUUAGUUUAUUUUUAAUAACGAACCAAUAGACUUAGAUUUAUCUAAAUAUUAUUAUCUACCCUUAAGCCCAGUUUAACAAUGGGUUUAUUAAAUAGUUUUCUAAUUGUACUAUUAGCAAUGAUUUUCUUGGGAUCAAUUGACCAAACUUUGUCAUCGGCAAUGCCAGCAUACGAUACCAUGCAAUGUUUGUUUCAUUCAUCAUCUGAUGAUCCAAAUACAUGUUUGUUAGGUGGUAAGCAAACAGCAUGUCAAACAUACAAAUGUUAUCGCACAAUUGGCCACAGUUGUUCCACUGGACAUGUAGCAAAGCUAACAGGGGAUGAAUGUGGUGGAUCUUUGACUUGCGGUUGUGAUAAAAAAUGCAAUGGCUGUAUAACUGUGAAUGGUGAAAGAAAAUGUUAUUGGGGCGAGUGUAUGCCAUUUAGGCCCAAUGGAAAGAGAGAUCAAAUGAAGUUAAUUCCAUCUUCACUUGAUUUACAUGACAGAAGCAUUGAAUAUCCGAUUGAAGAUUCGAGAGUGAUUUAA
Messenger RNA from Clunio marinus, 540 nucleotides. Lineage: Eukaryota; Metazoa; Arthropoda; Insecta; Diptera; Chironomidae. The record is from the annotation of a GenBank genome assembly.